AUUCAUGAUGUUCAAAAUGGUACAUACGACAUCAGCAGCGAGCAGCAUCUGUUCAGAACCUUGUUUUCACAUUUAACAGCAUAUGAAGUCAAACCAUGGCAGCUAUACUUGACAGGAACAGCUGCGAAUCUCCUCUCGCGUAUCCUCCUGCAGAAACAGCUGUUAUACUACUCGACUAUCACGGCUACACGAUCCAACUAUGCGGCCAGAAGGGUAUCAAGACAGUGUCCAAGGCGCAGAUGAUUCGGGAAUGGGCUCUUGAGCGUGGCAUCACAGUCUUGCACUCGCUUAUCGAUAUCAACAGCAAACCUCCUCCUCAAUGCAAGAACACAGUGCUGAUCAUGGGCAGACUCGACAGUAUCAGAAAUGACGCUGUCGCACUCUCAGAGCCUCCUGAGCUAGUCUCAUCGCAGAAGGCAGGGCCUGUUGAGUACGUAGUCCUCAAGACUGCAGGCGUCGUGUCUGGCCUGAAGUCCGAGGGCGCAAUGGACAUAUUGCGAGACAAAGGAAUCAAGAGUCUAGUUGUGCUUGGGCUGGCGACGUCUGGUGCUGUUCUGCGGACGGCUAUUGCUGCUUCUGACGAGGGUUUCGUGACGACUGUCAUCGAGGAUGCGUGCUGGGAUCCAAGGGACGGCGUACAUGCCUUCCUGAUGGAGCAAAUCCUGCCAUCGCGCGCACAUGUGGUGAGGGCGGACGAGCUCCUUGGUUCUUGGAACAAAGCUUGAGCCAAAGGGGGCGUACAGGGUCGGAAGAAAGGAUGUCGAUGAAGAUAGAAAGAUGAGGGUACGGCAACGUACAUAAAGGAUCGGCCUCGGCACAGUUAGCGAGACGCAUGAAUGGACGAAUGAAUGCUUGCAGGGACCCCUGACAUAAACCCUAUUUUAUUCCCGCAUCGAGACAUGUCCUAAUGAUG
Molecule: messenger RNA, 913 nt
Organism: Pseudovirgaria hyperparasitica
Lineage: Eukaryota; Fungi; Ascomycota; Dothideomycetes; Acrospermales; Acrospermaceae
Product: Isochorismatase hydrolase
Exons: 1
Coding region: 96-725 (209 amino acids)
Source: RefSeq, a predicted model, not a curated record